UAAGAGUAAGUUUCGAAUUAAUGGCGUGCUCUCCAACCACUCAAACAUCCCCUUCAUCUUCUUCUUCUUCUUCUUCUUUACCUCCAUGGGAUGUUUUUCUCAGUUUCCAUGGCGAGGACACCCGCAAUAAUUUUACCGCCCAUCUGUAUAUUGCUUUGAAACAAAGAAGCCUUUCUACCUUUAGGGACGACAAAGAACUGGAGAGAGGAAAAUAUAUAUCUGAAGAACUCUUGAAUGCAAUUGAAAACUCUAUGUAUGCAGUCGUCGUUCUCUCACCAAACUACGCUUUUUCGAGGUGGUGCUUAACUGAACUCGCCAAGAUCAUUGAAUGCAUGAAAAAGACGAGGUUGAUAAUUUUGCCAGUUUUCUAUCACGUGGAUCCUUCUCACGUGAGAAAUCAGAAAUGUACUUUUGCAGAAGCUUUUGAUAAACAUGAAAAUGAUCUCAGGAUUGUCGUAGAUCAUCUGCAAACAUGGAGAUCUGCUUUGCAUAAAAUGGGCCAUAUCUCCGGAUGGGAUUUACGCGAUGGGGAUGAGUCAACGGUUAUUCAAGAGAUUGUCGGAAAGAUACAUGAUGGUAAAUUAAAUUCCAUAGUCUCAACUGUUUCCAAGAAGCUUGUUGGAAUAGGCUCUCGUGUAGAGAAAAUGAUGAAUUCAUAUUUAAAUAUUGGGCCGGAUGAUGUUCGCUUCGUAGGGAUAUUGGGGAUGGGUGGUAUCGGCAAGACAACUCUUGCACGUGCCAUUUAUGACAAAAUUUCCAGUCAAUUUGAAGCUAGUAGUUUUAUUCCCAAUGUUAGGGAAGAAAGUGCAAGAGGUGGUCUAGUUCCUUUACAAACACAACUUCUUUCCGAUAUCCUAAUGACGAGCAAUAUUGUCAUAAGGGACAUUGAAAGAGGAAGUAAUGCGAUAUGCCAAGGACUUUGUCGUAAAAAGGUUUUAGUAGUUCUUGAUGAUGUCGAUCAAACCCAACAAUUAGAGGCAUUGGCAAACCGGCGGGACUGGUUUGGUGGAGGGAGUAUAAUCAUUAUAACAACAAGAGAUAAGGAUGUGUUGAUAAAACGUGGAUUUGCUGAAGAUGAAAUUUAUAGGGCUAAAAAAUUGGAUGAUGAUGAAGCUCUUCAACUCUUUAGUUGGAAAGCCUUCCAGAAAGACCUCCCUCUAGAAGGUUUUGUGAAGCUUUCCAAGCAGAUUAUACAUUAUCAUGCUAAAGGCCUUCCUUUAGCUCUUGAAGUUUUGGGUCGUUUCUUGUGUCGGGAAAAUGUAGACUUUUGGGAAAGUGCUUUGAGAAGUCUAAGACAAAACCCCAAGAAAGAAAUCGUGGAUACACUUAAAAUAAGUUUCGAUGGACUCGAGGAAAAUGAGCAAAAAAAUUUUCUAGAUAUUGCAUGUUACUUCAAAGGGGAGAAGUAUGUCGACCGUGUCAAGAGCAUACUAGAAAGUUGUGAUUAUCACCCAAACAGCGGUAUAGAGAUUCUUAUCAGCAAGUCUCUCGUAACAAUCUCGAGAGGAAAACUGUGGAUGCAUGAUCUACUCCAAGAAAUGGGUCAUGAAAUUAUUCGUCGCCAAUCUCAGGGAGAUCCUGGCAAACAGAGUAGGUUGUGGCUUACUAAUGACAUCAUUCGUGUACUGAAGAACAAUAGUGGAACAACCAGGAUCGAAGUUAUAGUCCAAAACUCUCCUCCACAAGAAGAACUACACCUGAAUUCUGACGUCUUCUCUGAGAUGAAGAACUUACGAUUGCUCAAGAUCAUAGGUAAUGUGCACCUUUCUCAAGGCCUUAGUUAUCUUUCUACAGAGUUGCGGGUUAUGGAGUGGCAUGGAUAUCCUUUAAAAUCUUUGCCAACAAAUUUCCGGCCUAAUAAACUCGUUGAACUCAGUUUGUGUUACAGCCACAUUCAGCAACUGUGGCAGGGAACUAAGAGUUUAUACAAGCUAGAACGUGUUGACCUUAGUGACUCUCGGUACUUGGUGGAGACCCCGGACUUCACUAAUGCCCCAAAUCUUAAGAGGCUAAUUCUUCAAGGCUGUACAAAAUUGCAUAAUCUCCACUCAUCCGUUGGAGCUCUAAAACGCCUUAUUUUUCUGAAUUUGAAAGGUUGCACAUCUCUUACAAGCCUCCCCUGUAACAUUAGCUGGGAUUCCCUAGAAAUUUUGAUUCUUUCUGGCUGUACGAGACUCUGGAAGUUUCCAGAAACAAUGGGAAAUAUGAAUCGUUUGAGGAAACUUAGUUUGGAUGGGAUUGCAUUAAUAGAACUUCCAUCAUCAAUUGGGCAUUUAACUGGCCUUUCUUAUUUGAGUUUGAGAGGCUGCAAAAGCCUCUUGAGUCUUCCGAAUGCUAUUUAUGGUUUGACAUCACUUAAAACUCUUGCUCUCUCUGGUUGUUCACAACUUGAGGAAAUGCCCGAAGGACUAGGGAAUUUGGAACAUCUGGAGGAGCUCGAUAUAAGUGAAACUGCUAUAAGGCAAUUUCCAUCUUCCAUUACAUGUCUACAAAAUCUUAAAAUGUUGUCAUUCCAAGGAUGUUCAGGUCUGCCACCUACGUCGUUGUUCAAACGAUUUGUAACUUGGUUUUGGGGGAACCCGGACACUGGUUUGGUAUUGCCUAUUUCGUUGUCAAGUACUCUAUGCAGCUUGGAGAGAUUGAACUUGAGUUAUUGCCAUUUAAAAGAUGGAGCAAUUCCCGAUGACCUGAGUGGCUUUUCAUCACUACGACGUCUAAAUCUAAGUGGAAAUGAUUUCACGCUCUUACCUGAAAGCAUCUCUCAACUUUCGAAGCUUUCUAUUCUUCGCUUGACACGCUGUAGCAGGCUUCGAUCAUUGUCAGAUCUUCCGUCAAGUUUAGUAUACAUUAGUGCUCUAGAUUGUAUCUCAUUGGAAACACGUUCUAUUAAACUUCAUGCUUGGGUAUCAAAUGAACCUGGAUUAACUAUUCUACAGAGUAACUGUAAGCCACGUCGAUUGAAAGAUGGACAAUGCGACAUAUUGAAAAAAAGAGCCUUUAAGAAUCAUCUCGGGUGGUUCAAGAGGAGUAAGAAUUCCAACGUGGUUCCAAAAUCAGAGUCUGGGUUCCUCAAUUACAAUCCGGUUGCAUCCUGAUUUGGAUGAUAGUAGAAAGUGGUUGGGAUAUGCUCUUUAUUUUUCCUAUGAAAUCAAUAACCUUGAAAGUUGGGAGUCAACACAUUUUACGAGGUUACAUUGC
Messenger RNA from Juglans regia (Persian walnut), 3198 nucleotides. RefSeq names its product TMV resistance protein N-like. The coding region runs from base 21 to 3095 and encodes 1024 amino acids. The record is from RefSeq and is a predicted model, not a curated record. The transcript is spliced from 5 exons. Lineage: Eukaryota; Viridiplantae; Streptophyta; Magnoliopsida; Fagales; Juglandaceae. Gene Ontology annotation, biological process: signal transduction; defense response. Gene Ontology annotation, molecular function: ADP binding; protein binding.